AUGCCGAAACAAGAAGCCACCAUACUGAUUUCCACGGUGGCUCUAAAGUUGACAUUAGUACUAGCAGCAUGUAAGGUUCCUGUUUGUGCACACCCUCAUGUCUGCCCUCGAUUACAUGGACAUAAUUGGCCGUACAGUGCUUUCGACCCCAACGAGAUCAAAGUCGUGUACCUGAGGUGCACCGGAGGUGAGGUCGGCGCCACAUCCGCCUUGGCCCCUAAGAUCGGCCCCCUGGGUCUGUCUCCGAAAAAAGUUGGUGAUGAUAUUGCCAAGGCAACCGGUGACUGGAAAGGCCUGAGGAUUACAGUGAAACUGACCAUCCAGAACAGACAGGCCCAGAUUGAUGUGGUGCCCUCUGCCUCUGCCCUGAUCAUCAAAGCCCUCAAGGAGCCACCAAGAGACAGGAAGAAGCAGAAGAACAUUAAACACAGCGGAAAUAUCACUUUCGACGAGAUCGUCAACAUUGCCCGGCAGAUGCGACACAGGUCUUUAGCCAGAGAACUUUCUGGAACUAUUAAAGAGAUCCUGGGUACUGCACAGUCUGUGGGCUGCAAUGUGGAUGGGCGCCACCCUCAUGACAUCAUUGAUGACAUCAACAGUGGUGCUGUGGAAUGUCCAGCUAGCUAAGAAGCAACAAGAGAAAAUAUUUCAAUAAAAGACCAUCUGAUAA
Molecule: messenger RNA, 670 nt
Organism: Alexandromys fortis (reed vole)
Lineage: Eukaryota; Metazoa; Chordata; Mammalia; Rodentia; Cricetidae
Product: 60S ribosomal protein L12-like
Exons: 2
Coding region: 1-627 (208 amino acids)
Biological process (GO): translation
Cellular component (GO): ribosome; cytosolic large ribosomal subunit
Molecular function (GO): structural constituent of ribosome; large ribosomal subunit rRNA binding
Source: RefSeq, a predicted model, not a curated record